AUCAGACAGACAGACUCUCAAAGGGACAAGCAGACUCUGAGACAGACAGGCAGACUAUCAGACAGACAGGCAGACUCUCAGACAGACAGGCAGACUCUCAGACAGACAGACUAUCAGACAGACAGGCAGACACACACAGACGGACCAGCAGGCCGACAGGACCAGCCCAGCAGACAGCAAGGAGCGAGCCGCCGUCUCGCCAUGGCUCGCAGAGCGACUUCCCUCGCCUCCUCAUCGCUGCUCCUCGUCUCCCUCCUCGUCCUCCUCCUCGUCCACAUCGUCGCGUCCUUACCGCAGGCGCAGACGACGACGACGAGGAAGAGGAGGUGCGACGUCCCCAUUGUGGAGCGCACGAAGACUGCUUGCCGGCCGUGCUCUCCGGCCGAACGCGUGCGCUGCCCACGUGGAUACCGUCCAGAAGGGCGCAGGGAGCGGUCACGAGAUUGCAGCUACCAAAUCAAGCCGUUCCGCACGCCACUGCCCGGCUGUCGCCAGACGUGCAGGAAGACGCUGAUGGAGCAGAACUGCUGCCCUGGCUUCUGGGGACCCGACUGUCUGGAGUGCCCAGGCGGAGCGGGGACGCCGUGCUCACGACACGGCCAAUGCUUCGACGGAAUACAGAACAACGGCACCUGUGAGUGUCAGCACGGAUUCACCGGCACGGCCUGCGAGGACUGCGAGGAUCCCCACGCCUUCUCACCAAACUGCAAUCAGACGUGCGUCUGUGUCUACGGGGACUGCGACCGUGGGGUGAACGGGACGGGCGCCUGCUCCUGCGCCUCCGGCUACGACGGGCAGGCCUGUGACCAACCGAUUCCCGAGUGCCGCGUUCUGGGAUGCCACAAGCUGGCCCGGUGCGUGCGGGCGCCGAGCGGGAAACUCGAGUGCAGCUGCCAGCAGGGAUACCGGGGAAACGGCACCACGUGCCAGAUCGUGAACCCCUGCAUGGAGGGGGCCCCGCCGUGCGACCCCUACGCUCGCUGCAGUUUCACCGGUCCCGGCCGCCACACAUGCCACUGCCUGCCGGGGUUCCGGGGCGACGGCCGCGUCUGCGUUCCCGUGGACCCCUGUGCCAGCGGCUACGGCGGCUGCGCCGACAACUCCACCGUGUGCGUCUACGACGGGCCCCGGAAAGUCUCACUGCGAGUGCCGGGACGGCUUCGAGGGGUCUCGUGGGGCGAGCGUGUGCACCCUGGUGGACAUGUGCGCCUCCGGCCUGGCGUGCCACACGCACGCCACCUGCAUCACCGUGGGGCCGCGCCUAGCCGAGACGCGUUACCCUCGAACGCGCUGCGACCCAUGACCUCGCGUCCCAUGGCGACCCCGCGACCCCGCGCCAGGUGCUCGUGCAAGGAGGGCUACGUGGGUGACGGCACGGUGUGCCACGGGCCCAUCAUGGAGCGCGUGAAGGAGAUGAACGGCCUCGUGGGGUGGCGCUGGCAGGGCAGGCUCACGUCCUCGCUCACGCUCUUCGGUUCGGUGUUCUCGUGGACGCUGAACUCCCUGGGCCCCUUCACGCUCUUCCUCCCCGUCGACUCGGCCUUCAAGAACAUGAACGUGAGACGCACGGAGACACACGUGAGCGGGUUGCUGGCCGACGCGCCGCGUGCGCUCCGUCUGUGCGGGGCCCACGUGGUGCCGGGCCGCUUGGCGCUGCAGGAACUCUCCUCGCUCCCCGCUCUCUUCUCCCUCACCGGCUCCCGCAUCAGCCUCAUCCCCAACACCAAGGACCCCUUCUCCCCGCGCCUCCUGGCGCAGGGCUCGACGCGCAAGGUGCGGAUCGUCCAGGGCAACCUCACGGCCGCCAACGGCAUCGUGCACCUGGUCGACUGGCUGCUGGGCGCGCCGGGCCCCAGCGUGCCCAGCAAUCGCCAGGCUCUCCUGUCCGAGAUCAUCGCCACCAACGCCAUGUUCAGCCACUUCCGAUCCCUGCUUGAGGUUAGUGGCGUCGUGAUGUGGAUGUGGAUGAUGACAGUGAUGAUGAUGAUGACAGUGAUGAUGAUGAUAGUGAUGAUGAUGAUAGUGAUGAUGAUGAUGACAGUGAUGAUGAUAGUGAUGAUGAUGACGACAAUGAACUCGGAGCAGCCCGGCCUACUGGAUGCACAGGGCCCGUUCACAGCGUUCAUCCCCACCAACACGGCCAUCGACCGCAUGCGUGACGGCAGGCUCUCCUACCUCUUCACCUCCCGAGGUGAGCCGCUCGCCCACCUCGGUCGCCACAAGCUCAAAGAGUUGGUUCGACAUCACAUUGUGCAGGGCUCCGAGAUGGAGGUCGGAGGUCUGGUGUCCACCCCUCGCAUUCGAACCCUCGCGAACCAGUUCGUGGCCAUCAACGUGAGCAGCCAGGGGCGGAUCCUGCUGGGCGAUGACGCCGCCCCGCUGAUGGAGGCCGACGUGCUGGCGAAGAACGGGCGGCUUCACGUGCUGGACGGCGUGCUGGUGCCGCCCUCCAUCCUGCCCAUCCUGCCGCACCGCUGCGACCAGACGACGCACCACGUCAAACACGGCCUCUGUGUCAGCUGUUCGUCAGUGCAAAUGCAGACCUGUCCCAAAGGCAGCGUCCCUUUGGACAACUUCCUGCGAGGCUGCAUUUACAUGAAGGACAUCAUGGGGAUGUUAAUGUCCCAGCAGGGCUGUGCGCGAUACUGCAACUACACCGUCACGAAGCCCAUGUGCUGCAAGGGAUUCUUUGGGCCGGACUGCAAGCCGUGCCCGGGAGGCUUCUCGACACCCUGCUACAACCACGGGAAGUGCAUGGAUGGGCUGCAGGGGGACGGGACGUGCGUGUGCGAUGAGCGAUUCGAGGGCUCCGCGUGCCACGUGUGCAAGCGGCCCGACCGCCACGGCCCCAACUGCGACACGGGGUGCCAGUGCCUGCACGGGGAGUGCGACAACCGGCCGGGCAGCGGCGGCAUGUGCCGCUCGGGCUCGUGCCAGCGCGGCUACACGGGCGCGCUGUGCGACCAGCAGACGGCGCGCUGUGGCGCCACGCCACCAAGGCACUGCCACGCGCACGCAGAGUGCAUGGCGCGUGACGAUGGCGUCCACGGUUGCGUGUGCCAGGAAGGCUUCAAGGGGGACGGGUUGUCCUGCGUGCCACAGGACCCCUGCGCUGGCCCCGACAGAGGGGGUUGCCACCCCAACGCGGUGUGUCGGCGCGACGCCCCGGCGGGGAGGCAGUGCGUGUGUGCCGCCGGUUGGAGUGGUGACGGGGUGCAGUGCAUGCCCAGGGACCUCUGCACCGAGCCGGGACGCAACGGCUGCAGCGGCAACGCCAGCUGCUCCUCGCUGGGACCCGGCCAGGCCCAGUGCACGUGUCUCCCCGGUUUCCGUGGCGAUGGGACGCAGUGCGAGGAGAUGGAUCCCUGUGGACAGAAUAACGGCGGGUGCCACGUGCAGGCCUCGUGCGAGCACGUGGGCCCUGGGCUCCGCGUGUGCUCAUGCCGCACGGGAUACACGGGGGACGGCACCACCUGCCUGGGGGACCUGGUCACGACGCUGGCGUCUGCCUUCGUGUUUGCUCCGUUCAAUGCCUGGGUUGAGAGGGCCUCGCUCAGGGAGGCGCUGGCCUCCGGGAACUUCACCGUGCUGGUGCCCGCCGCGAGCGUCAUCGCCAACACGACGUGGAGCGGCGAGCGCGAGGCGGCCAGCGCUGUCAAGAUGCACGUGCUGCCCGGAAGGUUCUCCCUGCAGGAGUUGGAGUCGCGGGGCAGCACCCGCCUGCCCACGCUGCAGCCCGGCACCACGCUCCUCCUCGGCCGCUCACGCACGAAUUUGACCAUCGGGGAUGCGAUGGUGGUGGCCUCCGAUGUGAUGGCAUCCAACGGCAUCGUCCACGUCAUCGACCGGAUGGUGCUGCCGUCACGCAACAUUCAGAAUCUCCCCGAUCUCCACACGCGGCUCGGACAGAUGCCUCAAUACAGCACAUUCCAGGAGCUCCUCACGGAGUACGAGCUGAUCGGGCGGGUCGAGCGGUCCGAGGCCUACACGGUGUUCGCUCCCAGCCAGGAGGCCAUGGACCAAUUCCGCAAAGAGCGACCCACGCACCCGAAUGACGAGCAGGUGAUGUACCACGUGAUCCUGGGAGAGAAGCUGAUGGCGCGGGACCUGCGGGCCGGCAUGCACCGCCCCACCAUGCUGGGCGCCUCCUACCAGCUGGGAUUCUUCUCCCACGACGGACAGCUGCUGGUGAACAACGUGGCGGUGGACAACGCGGACGUGGAGACGGACCGCGGCGUGGUGCACGGAGUGGCACGCGUGCUGUCCGUGCUGCACAACCGCUGUGACACCAACGAGACCACACUCACGCUGAGCAAAUGCUCGAGCUGCCAAUUCAAGCCCGACUGCCCUCUUGGCACGGUGCCUGUGGAGGGUCCGGGUCCACGCCGCAAGUCUAACUGCAUCUACCUCCGCUACUUCCUGGGCCGCCGCCAGAUGUUCCUGGGCUGCCGCUCCAACUGUGCACGCACCGUCAUCACGGCCGACUGCUGCGAGGGCUUCUUCGGGCCUCCGUGUGCCGCCUGCCCGGGGCAGGUGGAGGCGGGGGCCGACGGCGUGGGGGGGGGGGCGUGCGGGGGCCACGGGGUGUGCAGCGACGGGCUCAACGGCACGGGCACGUGCGCGUGCCAGGAGGGCUACACGGGGCGCGCGUGCCAGCAAUGCGAGCCGGGGAAGUUCGGCCACAGCUGCCUGCAAGACUGCGUGUGCGUCAACGGGCGCUGCCGGGACGGCGAGCAGGGCGACGGGAGCUGCAGCUGCGCCGUGGGCUGGCGUGGAAUCCGCUGCGACGAGCGAAUAAAAGAUGACCUUUGCAACAAGACGUGCCACUCGAGUGCCAACUGUGUAGCUGGCGCUGCUGGGGGUGGUGCCCCGUCGUGCGUUUGUGCCGCGGGGUUCACGGGGAACGGCAGUGACUGCACGGCGGUGGACGCGUGCCAGAGAGACAACGGGGGCUGCUCGGUGUUCGCUUCGUGCACACGCACCCAGCCCGGCCUUCGCACCUGCACCUGCAUGCAGGGAUUCACUGGGGAUGGAGUCAUCUGUGAAGAAAUUGACCCGUGCCUGGAAAACAAUGGCGGGUGCCACGCCAACGCAGAGUGCACGCGCAUUGGGCCCAACAAGGCCGUGUGCAACUGCCUGCGCGGUUUCCAGGGAGAUGGGAAAUCAUCGUGCGAGUCCAUCAACCCGUGCCGCGUGGGCAAUGGCGGGUGCAGCCUCUAUGGCAAAUGCAACCACACGGGCCCUGGGACCAGCACGUGCACCUGCAACCCGAGCUACGUGGGCGACGGGUACACUUGCCGGGGCACGGUCUUCCAGGAGCUCUCCAUUCACUCCGACGCCGGGGGAUUCUUCCUCCAGCUGCAGAUGAACAAGAUGGCGGAGCUGGCUGGGCCGGGCCCCUUCACCGUCUUCGUGCCGACAAACGCAGCCUUCAAGAGGGACAGGAAGCUGCUGGAGGAGGUGGUGGCGCGGGGCCAGCUGUCACAGCUGCUGUGGCACCACGUGGUCGCCUGCAACCAACUCCUGAUGGCCGAUCUGCUCGCCCUGCCAGCCCUCGUCACCCUGCACGGGGAGGCCCUGCCCCUCGCUCGCUCGCCACAGGGGGGCGACGCAGCGUCGGUGCUGGUGGGCGGCGUGGCUCACAUCACAGCCAGCGACCACGUGGCGUCCAACGGCGUCUUGCACAUGCUCGACCGGCUGCUGGUGCCCAGGCACAUGCAGGCCUUCGAGCGAAUGACCAGCGGGCUCUCCUCCGUGCUGAAGAAUAUUACUGCUGUGGCAGAAGAUCAUGGAUAUUCAGAGUUUGUCAGUCUGCUCGCGAAGUGUGGGCUGCUGCCGCUGUUGGCCGAGCCGCUGCACCGCCCCUACACCAUGCUGUGGCCCACGGACGCCGCGCUGCGCGCACUGCCGCCCGCACGCCGCGACUUCCUCUACGCGCCGGCCCAGCGCGACCGCCUCGCCGAGCACCUCAAGUUCCACAUGGUCCGCGACGCCAAGGUGCUGGCAUCCGACAUGCCGACGGUGGGGGCGCUCUUGACCAUGCAAGGCUCCGAGGUCUCCUUCUCCUGCUCCACGUCCAACGCCACGGGCGAGCUGUUCGUGAACGAUGGCAGCGCCCGCAUCGUCCAGCGGGCGCUGGAGUUUGACGGGGGGCUGCUGUACGGCCUCGACGCGCUGCUGCAGCCGCCCAGUGUCGGGGGCCGCUGCGACGUCUUCACCACCAUCGACAUCAAGGGAGACUGUGGGAACUGCGCUCGAUUGCCGCCAUGUCCAGGGUCAACAAAGUCAAAGGACGAUCUCGUGCGCUGCUCCUACCGCUCGCUGUUCGGCGCGGUGAGAGACGGCUGCCGUCGAGACUGCGCCCUCUCCGUGUGGCACCAGCAGUGCUGCCCCGGCUUCUACGGCCGAGACUGCCGACCGUGCCCCGGCGGAGCGGCGGGGCCGUGCGGCCGCCGCGGCGUGUGCGAGGACGGCUCGGCGGGGAGCGGCGCGUGCCGCUGCCAGGCCGCCUUCAACGGCACCGCGUGCGAGGAGUGCACGCCCGGGAGAUACGGAGCCUCCUGCAGACCGUGCAUGUGCAGUGCCGCGGGAACGUGUGACGAGGGUGUGGCGGGUACCGGGUCGUGCUUCUGUGCCGAGGGGUGGACGGGCAAGCGAUGCGACACCAAGCUCGCCCGGAAGCCGGUGUGCAUCCCCGCGUGCCACAAGAACGCCAUUUGCCGGGACAACAGCACGUGCAUCUGCAAGCCGGUGUACGAGGGCGACGGAGCCUCCUGCAAGCUGGUGAGCCUGUGCAAGCAGGCCAACGGCGGCUGCCACAAGUGGGCCGGCUGCUACCAGAAGGGCACGAAGGUGGAGUGCCGCUGCCGCACGGGCUACGAGGGCGACGGGCGCGUGUGCCGCUGGCAGGACCGCUGCGCCAACGAAAACAACGGAGGGUGCAGCGAGAACGCGGCGUGCACCAUGACGGGACCGAACAAGCGGCGGUGCACGUGCGGCGCCGGCUUCGUGGGCAACGGGGAGCAGUGCCUGCCCGUGGCGGCACCGCCAAUCGACCGCUGCCUGGUGGACAACGGACGGUGCCACCCCGACGCCACCUGCACCGACCUCCACCACGCGGAGGGCGUGGCCGGAGUGUCCCACGUGCGCUCCGCCAAGGGGCAGUACCUUCUGAACCGCACGCAAGCGGAGGAGGCAUGCGCCGCACAGGGGGCCAGCAUCGCCACCUUCAGCCAGCUGUCUGCCGCACAGCAGGUGGGCCUCCACCUGUGCUCGGUGGGCUGGCUGGCGGGCGGGCGGGCCGGCUACCCCACCAUCUACCCCAGCAAGCGCUGCGGCCUCGGGGUGGUGGGCAUCGUGGACUACGGAGAGCGGCUCAACCAGAGUGAGCUCUGGGACGUCUACUGCUUCCGUGUCAAAGAGGUGCGGUGCGCGUGCACGGACGGCUUUGUGGGCGACGGCUUCUCCUGCAACGGCGACGUCCUGCAGGUGCUGGCCGGCCUGCCCGGCCACACCACCUUCUACACGGCCCUGCUGGCUUUCGCCAACGCGAGCGACAGCGGCCGUGAGCUGAUGGAGGCGCUGGGCGGCGGCGACGACAACAUCACGCUCUUCCUGCCGGCCGACAGCGGAUUCGCGGCUAACGAGACGCUGUCUUGGCGAGACGUGUCCCAGCACGUGGUGGCCCAAGUCCGUGGCCGUGUCCGCUACGCGGCGCUCACCGAGGGCCUCGCACUGCCCUCACGCAGCGGGGGGGCGACGCUGUCCAUCCACACGGCCAACCGCACCGAGCGCAAGAUGGUGAAUGACCGCGCCAUCCUCAAUUGGGACGAGGUGGCGACCAACGGCAUCAUCCACAUCAUCGAAGGCCCCCUCCGGGCCCCCACGCUCCCCGAGGAGGCGAGCGGCACGGGCGCGGUGGCGGGGUUGGUGCUGGCGGGGUUGGUGCUGCUGCUGGCGCUGGGCGGUGUCGCGCUGCGCUACCUUCGCCGCCACCCGGACUCGGCGCGCUUCCAGUACUCCAAGCACGACGACCGGGAGGUGCUCACCUCGUCGAUGGAGGGCGAGGAGGAGGAGGAGGUGGACGCCGCUGCCGCGUCAUCGUCGUCGUCGUCGUCGGCCCCCUCCUCGCGGGGGGGGGCGGGGCGCCCCGCUCCGCCCGCAGGGUCCCGGGCCAAGACGAGGGCCGGCGGCCCAGCCCCUCCCUCCUCCACCUCCUCCUCCACCUCCUCCUCAACGUCCCCCACCUCCACCUCGUCCACCUACCUGCGCUUCCCCAGCCCGGACCACAGCGGGCCGUUUGCGGGCUCGGACGAGCGCCAGCUGGUGGGCAGUGGAGAAGACGAGGGCCUGUGACGGUGCAGGGCUCCGUCACCACUACUGGCACCAGUGACACUAAGAUAUUACUACUGGCACCAGUGACACUAAGAUAUUACUACUGACACCAGUGACACUACCACAUUACUACUGACACCAGUGACACUAAGACAUUACUACUGACACCAGUGACACUAAGACAUUACUACUGACACCAGUGACACUACCACAUUACUACUGGCACCAGUGACACUACCACAUUACUACUGACACCAGUGACACUAAGACAUUACUACUGACACCAGUGACACUAAGACAUUACUACUGGCACCAGUGACACUAAGACAUUACUACUGGCACCAGUGACACUACGAUAUUACUACUGACACCAGUGACACUAAGACAUUACUACUGACACCAGUGACACUAAGACAUUACUACUGGCACCAGUGACACUAAUACAUUACUACUGGCACCAGUGACACUACGACAUUACUACUGGCACCAGUGACACUACCACAUUACUACUGACACCAGUGACACUACCACAUUACUACUGACACCAGUGACACUAAGACAUUACUACUGACACCAGUGACACUAAGACAUUACUACUGGCACCAGUGACACUAAUACAUUACUACUGGCACCAGUGACACUAAGACAUUACUACUGGCACCAGUGACACUAAGACAUUACUACUGACACCAGUGACACUAAGACAUUACUACUGACACCAGUGACACUACGACAUUACUAUUGACACCAGUGACACUAAGACAUUACUACUGGCACCAGUGACACUAAGACAUUACUACUGGCACCAGUGACACUACGAUAUUACUCCUGGCACCAGUGACACUAACACAUUACUACUGACACCAGUGACACUAAGACAUUACUACUGACACCAGUGACACUAAGACAUUACUACUGACACCAGUGACACUACCACAUUGCUACUGGCACCAGUGACACUAAGACAUUACUACUGACACCAGUGACACUAAGACAUUACUACUGACACCAGUGACACUACCACAUUACUACUGACACCAGUGACACUAAGACAUUACUACUGACACCAGUGACACUACCACAUUACUACUGGCACCAGUGACACUAAUACAUUACUACUGACACCAGUGACACUACCACAUUACUACUGACACCAGUGACACUAAGACAUUACUACUGGCACCAGUGACACUAAGACAUUACUACUGGCACCAGUGACACUACCACAUUACUACUGGCACCAGUAACACUAAGACAUUACUACUGGCACCAGUGACACUAAGACAUUACUACUGACACCAGUGACACUACGAUAUUACUACUGACACCAGUGACACUAAGACAUUACUACUGGCACCAGUGACACUAACACAUUACUACUGGCACCAGUGACACUACCACAUUACUACUGACACCAGUGACACUAAGACAUUACUACUGACACCAGUGACACUAACACAUUACUACUGACACCAGUGACACUACCACAUUACUACUGGCACCAGUGACACUAAGACAUUACUACUGGCACCAGUGACACUAAGACAUUACUACUGACACCAGUGACACUAACACAUUACUACUGGCAGCAGUGACACUAAGACAUUACUACUGGCACCAGUGACACUAAGACAUUACUACUGGCACCAGUGACACUAAUACAUUACUACUGGCACCAGUGACACUAAGACAUUACUACUGGCACCAGUGACACUACCACAUUACUACUGACACCAGUGACACUAAGACAUUACUACUGACACCAGUGACACUACCACAUUACUACUGGCACCAGUGACACUAAGACAUUACUACUGACACCAGUGACACUAACACAUUACUACUGGCACCAGUGACACUAAGACAUUACUACUGACAUCAGUGACACUAAGACAUUACUACUGACACCAGUAACACUAAGACAUUACUACUGGCACCAGUGACACUAAGACAUUACUACUGACACCAGUAACACUAAGACAUUACUACUGACACCAGUGACACUAAGACAUUACUACUGGCACCAGUGACACUAAGACAUUACUACUGGCACCAGUGACACUAACACAUUACUACUGACACCAGUGACACUAAGACAUUACUACUGACACCAGUGACACUAAGACAUUACUACUGACACCAGUGACACUAAGACAUUACUACUGACACCAGUAACACUACCACAUUACUACUGACACCAGUGACACUAAGACAUUACUACUGGCACCAGUGACACUAAGACAUUACUACUGACACCAGUGACACUAAGACAUUACUACUGACACCAGUAACACUAAGACAUUACUACUGACACCAGUAACACUAACACAUUACUACUGACACCAGUGACACUAAGACAUUACUACUGACACCAGUAACACUAAGACAUUACUACUGACACCAGUGACACUAAGACAUUACUACUGACACCAGUGACACUACCACAUUACUACUGACACCAGUGACACUAAGACAUUACUACUGACACCAGUAACACUAAGACAUUACUACUGGCACCAGUGACACUAAGACAUUACUACUGACACCAGUGACACUACCACAUUACUACUGGCACCAGUGACACUACCACAUUACUACUGACACCAGUGACACUAAGACAUUACUACUGACACCAGUGACACUAAGACAUUACUACUGGCACCAGUGACACUACCACAUUACUACUGACACCAGUGACACUAAGACAUUACUACUGACACCAGUGACACUACCACAUUACUACUGACACCAGUGACACUAAGACAUUACUACUGACACCAGCGACACCCUCGCGUGGAUGAUUGACAGCGGUGCGGCCACGCCCACCCCCGGCCGUGCGAUUUCUCGGCGAGGAUUGUGAUGGUUGUGAUGGUUGUGAUGAUUGUGAUGAUUGUGAUGAUUGUGCAAUGCGCCUGCCCGCCCCUCCACCUCGAUUCCUCGAACCACGAAUAAACAUGACCCCGCACCCCCUCGUC
Petromyzon marinus (sea lamprey) is the source of this 11309-nucleotide messenger RNA. The record is from RefSeq and is a predicted model, not a curated record. NCBI's taxonomy places the organism in Eukaryota, Metazoa, Chordata, Hyperoartia, Petromyzontiformes, Petromyzontidae.